AUGGAGGGUCCCAUUUUACCCAUGGUGGAGCUUGAGCACAAGGCCAUGUGGGCCAUCAAAACUUUGAAUUUUGAGCUCACUAGUGCGGGUGAGCGGCGCUUGCUCGAUCUCCAUGAGUUAGAAGAGCUCCGCAAAAAUGCCUAUGACUCGGCAAGCAUCUACAAGGCGCGUUCUAAACAAUAUCAUGACGCCAAGAUUGAGAAGAGAGAGUUCAAGGAGGGGGAGAAGGUCCUCCUUUAUAACUCUCGCUUGAAGUUGUUCCCGGGAAAACUAAAAUCCCGGUGGAGCGGUCCGUUCGAUGUUGUUCGGGUUUUCCCCCAUGGUGCUAUCGAGAUUCAGAAUGAUGAUUCCGGGUCCUUCUAA
This is a messenger RNA of Spinacia oleracea (spinach), 363 nucleotides long. RefSeq lists its product as uncharacterized. The transcript is spliced from 2 exons. The record is from RefSeq and is a predicted model, not a curated record. The coding region runs from base 1 to 363 and encodes 120 amino acids. Lineage: Eukaryota; Viridiplantae; Streptophyta; Magnoliopsida; Caryophyllales; Amaranthaceae.